UCGAUCUUUGAUAUAUUAUUAUUAAUAACAAUAGCAAGGUCUUAUGAAAAGAUUAAAAAAUGUUAUUAACCAUUAUUUUGGAUCUCAAUUAAAUAAUAAAUUAAUAACUCUGGAAUUAAAAUGUACAAAAUGAUCAAACCUAAGCUGUCAUUAACAUUUCGUACCUUUAAACUAAUAUCAUCUUGAGAUCAUUGUAGUUUCCUAACGUGGUCGAAACUACUAGGUAAGUUCCUUUGAUCCAUAAAAAUAGUUGUAUAAUUUAAUUUAUGUUGAAUGGUCACGAGUUUAACAUUAUAAAUACGUUACUGCAUAUAAUAAUCCAACUAUUGUGUGUUAAUGUAAAAUUCACCUUAUAUGUAAAUGUUAUUUUAUGCUUUCACAAUUAUUUUGGAUCUCAAUUAUGUAUUUCAUAAUUAAACCGGAAGGUGGAAAACCAAAUUGUGUUUCAUUUGCGUAUUAUAGUUUCCCACUUUGUUGCUACCUAUAAAUAGUUUCCGUCUAGUUAGUAGUUAGCAUCCAUUUCACGAUCCUCAUUUCCCGGAUCUCUACAACUCCGACCCGACCCAUUUACGCGACCCAAACCGGGUCAACCAGAACAAUGGAUAAGCCUAGCUUCGUAAUCUCACCAGAAGAAGCUGAAUCCGCCGCGAACCAACUCGGCGUCUCCGUCCUCCAGCUCCUCCCUUCGCUGGUCAACCCUGCGAAAUCCUUCGCUCGCCCACCGAUCUCAAAAUUCCACGUCGGAGCCGUCGGACUCGGAUCAUCGGGUCGGAUCUUCUUAGGAGUCAACGUCGAGUUCCCAGGCCUCCCUCUCCACCACUCGAUCCACGCCGAGCAGUUCCUCGUAACCAAUCUCACACUCAACGGCGAGCGACAUCUCCGAAACUUCGCCGUCUCCGCCGCGCCGUGCGGACAUUGCCGUCAGUUCCUCCAAGAGAUCCGCGACGCGUCGGAGAUCAGACUCGUAAUCACCGAUCCGAACGCCACCGCGGAUCCCGACGCCGAUUCCGACGGAUUCCUCCGCCUCGGGAGCAUCUUGCCGCACAGAUUCGGUCCGGAGGAUCUUCUCGAGAAAGACUUCCCUCUCAUCCUCGAGCAUCACGAUAACAACCUCACGAUCUCGGAUCUCGAUCCGAUCUCCAACGGAAACACCGUGGAAUUGAAACGUACGGCUCUAGCGGCGGCGAACAGAUCGUACGCGCCGUAUAGUUUGUGUCCCUCGGGAGUUGCGCUUGUGGAUUGCGAGGGGAAAGUGUACAGAGGAUGGUAUAUGGAAUCGGCGGCGUAUAAUCCUAGCUUGGGACCAGUACAGGCGGCGUUGGUGGAUUACAUUGCUAACGGAGGCGGAGGUUACGAGAGAAUCGUCGGAGCUGUGGUUGUGGAGAAAGAAGACGCGGUGGUGCGGCAAGAGCACACGGCGAGGUUGCUGAUACAGAUGAUAUCGCCGAAAUGCGAUUUCAGCGUCUACCAUUGCCAUUGACCUUUGAGAUAACAUAUCACCAAAAGAAAAAUAAAAUAAAAAACGAAUAAUAAAUAAUAAAAUGGACUUUAAAUUCGUAACCCAAAACAAACAAAAAAUAGUUAAUUAUUGAAACUUAAAAGUUGAAAGCGAUGCCUCUGCUCUGAAUGAUGAAUGGAUUGGUGAUGAUGAGACGUAAGAGAAUUAAUAUAAGAAGACUCUUUUAUCUUAUUUGUAUUAUGUAUAAACUAUUCUAAUAAAUUAUUAUGUUCGUCUGUACUUUUAAAACUAUAUUUGAUUAAUCAUCUU
Brassica rapa (field mustard) is the source of this 1768-nucleotide messenger RNA. Its product is annotated as cytidine deaminase 1. Gene Ontology annotation, cellular component: cytosol. Gene Ontology annotation, molecular function: zinc ion binding; cytidine deaminase activity. The record is from RefSeq and is a predicted model, not a curated record. Lineage: Eukaryota; Viridiplantae; Streptophyta; Magnoliopsida; Brassicales; Brassicaceae.